AUGAAAAGCAGCUCUCUCCAAAGUAAACAUACUCAAGUCAAACCUCACAACAAAAAGCUUCCAGCUAUAUCAGGUCGAUUGCCACCCAUUGAAAGGGCCACAAGGGGUACACUCACGAUCGCAGGUCCAUCCAGCUCGAGGGCCUUAGUCUGCCUUUCCAAGGCAGAUGAAAUUCAGACCAUUCCCCCGCUAAUCGCUUCGUUUCAGGUGAAGGAUGGAGACUACGGCGUCGGCAACAAAGUGAGCCUUUGGCCGUAUCGUGGGAACCGCAGCCUUGCGAGGCAAGCGGUCCAGGAUUGCCCUCGAAGUAGCUCAAAGGCCCCUUUAGCCUUGCAACUUGAGGCUUUUAUUCGAAAAGAACACCGCCAGUAUUUGCUAGAUCACCCCGAUUGUAGCCGCCUCAACACACUGCACAUUUUUAGAGAGGGUCUGUCUGUCUUUGUUGAGCACUUUAGGGAGUAUAAGCCUGUUCUUAGCCUAAUUCGCGAUGAGUACGACCUCACCAUCAAAGAGGUGACCGAGCAGAUGACUCAAAUGGGAAUUGAAAACUUGGAAAGCAAAAGCGAUCGCAGCGUUCACGCAAUGGAACUGAUGCAUCUAAAGGAAAGCCUGAAUGCAAUAAUUCGGAACCAGGAAGCACAGCUGCGUGCGACGCAAGGCAUGGUGCACACUCUACGAGAACAACUAUCGGCGGCCGAGAGAAGCGAUGCGGAGCUCAGGCUGGAAAUGGAGCAGAAGCUAAAGGGAUUUGAGGAGGCCCAGAGCACCAUUGCGAUGUUAUCCAAGGCAAUGAUUGAGGAAAGCUCUCGCACUGCAGAAGCGAUGAAGGCUUCGAUGAAGAAAGAUAGCGAAAUAGAGCUGCUGAAGUCCCGCAUCAAAGUUCUCGUUGAGGAGUGCAAUGAGCUUAAGGAUUAUUUGCGCAACCAGACCAGAGCACGCAUGGAAAUGGGCGGAUCGCUCGCCCGAUCACACGAUAUCUCCCCCGCAGGAAACGCCAUGGCGUUAAGCGCAGGAAGCAUCCCCGUUAUGACAGAACCUAAUUACUCAGCUGAAUAUGUCCAUCGCUUGCUCACGCGUAUUGAUACGCUGGAAAGCGAAAUAGCGAUGCUGCGUAACAAUAGAAGCAGCAGCAACUUCAUUAGCAAAUCCGAUGGAAAUGCGUUAGUUACAGAGGCUGUUAACUCUUUCGUGCGUCCGUCAGCCACCAAUGUGCCAUCUCAGGCUUGUCGAUUAGAGAACGCAGACUUCCCUAUAAUACGAGAGUGGCUUCGAUUAGAAGGGGUCGGAGAGGCGGAGCUGGAGUCUUCCGACACCCUACUUCCUCCAGGACUCUGUCAGUCUGAGGAGCUCGCCUUUCUCAAGGCAUGCGUGCCGGUAAAGAAUAAACACCUACGACAGGAUGUUAUCUUGAAAUUGAUCGACGAUAUAUGGGAAGCUCGUGAACGUCAGAUGAGCUUUUCGAGCUUCCGAAAUUUCCUUCUUGAGUGGCUCACAUCAAAGAGUGGAAGCCUAGUGGGAAUGCGGGAGCUGGGCAUUAAUCUUUUACAGGGUUGUCAGCGGAAUUCUCACCACCCAGACUGCCGUGUUUUACUGCAGGUUCUACGAGGCUUCUUGCCGGAGGAGCUUGUUCGUUCCUGUCGUCAGCUGCUUCGUUCGUUGCUUAGCACAUGUGAAAUUUCUACAGAGUCACUAAAUGGAGAGAUCUCUAUUAGCGCACUGAGUGAUGUAAUUCGAAGCUUAUGGCCAGAAAAGUAUCACUCCCACAUGCUUCAACUUUGCUUUUAUGCAUACCGACACUCUAGCCAACCUGGUAAGGUUAGUAUUAAUGAGUUGCUUGGCUCGAAUUCGUAUUUUAUCACGUUGCUGAAGCAUCAAUACUUUCGUGAGGUGGAGGAAUUUACUCUGUGUGUCGUAGAGAAAGUGCGGGCGGCUUCCGAAGGCGGCAGUGGAAUGAUUCCGGUUUCUAGUGUGAUACAAAUAAUCACGAAAUUAGAUGAUGGGCUGACUGGUGAAGUUAUUUCUGGGCUUUUGUCAGAUGCUUUUCAACAAACGAUUAUGGACGUCCGCUCGUCUGACGUUUCUCUUCGUGUAGAUGAUCUCCUUCAGCGCCUUCGAGGAAACAUUCUUCUUCGUCGUGCAACACCGCCUGACUGA
This is a messenger RNA of Phytomonas sp. EM1, 2154 nucleotides long. The record is from the annotation of a GenBank genome assembly. Lineage: Eukaryota; Euglenozoa; Kinetoplastea; Trypanosomatida; Trypanosomatidae.